Molecule: messenger RNA, 4371 nt
Organism: Esox lucius (northern pike)
Lineage: Eukaryota; Metazoa; Chordata; Actinopteri; Esociformes; Esocidae
Product: semaphorin-3D
Exons: 18
Coding region: 232-2643 (803 amino acids)
Biological process (GO): neural crest cell migration; axon guidance; negative regulation of axon extension involved in axon guidance
Molecular function (GO): semaphorin receptor binding; chemorepellent activity
Source: RefSeq, a predicted model, not a curated record
CAUGCGCGGUUUGUUUACAAUGUGUGGAAGGAGACAACGUGGAGACACCUCACGUCACUAAGCGUUCUCAAACACAGUGCUAGACCGCUUCUCUAUACUAUAAACCAAGACCCCGGCCACGGUCGAAUUGGACUGGAAUAACUAAUCGCAAGAAAUAAUCAACAGUAGAGAUUCUGAAGGUACCGGAGGGUCCAGUGAGGGAAGUGAAAGAGAGGAGCUGUGUUUUCUGGAAUGAUCCAGAUGAAGACCCUGGGACCAGGGAAGACCUGGGCUCUUCAAGAUGUCUCCCUGAAGCUGAUGCUGUUGCUACUAUCAACCACCAUCAUGGAAUCCAGUGCAACAACCGGGAAACAGAGCGGACCCCGUCUGCAGCUUUCAAACACAGAGAUGCAUUGGAGCAACAGUUCAGCAGUGUUCUGGUCAGGUGGUGUUAGCGGAGGUUAUCAGACCCUCCUCCUGGAUGAGGACCGUGGUUGGCUGCUGGUGGGGGGCAGAGACCACAUCUACCUGCUCCACUCAGACAGCUUGGCUCUUCCCACACGCUCAAUAUAUUGGCCUGCUGCAAAGGAACAUAUUGAUCACUGUCGACUGGCAGGGAAGAAUCUGUCGACUGACUGUGGAAACUACGUUCGUCUCCUCCAGUCCUUCAAUAAGACCCACAUCUACGUCUGUGGAACUGGGGCCUACUACCCACAAUGCACCUACAUAGACCUAGGACACAGCACAGAGGAACCAUUGUUCCAUCUCAAGUACCAUGCUGUUGAGUCUGGGAGGGGAAGAUGUCCCUUCAGUCCACAGGAAUCCUUCACUGCCCGGCUCACUGAUGGAGACUUGUAUGCAGGGACGUCUGUGGAUUUCAUGGGGGCCAACGCAGCCAUCUUCCGUAGCUCAGUUCACAGCAGCAGCCAGCACUACAUUCGUACGGAAGCCUACCAAGACCACUGGCUGAAUGAGCCAGAGUUUGUGGGUUCCUUUUCCAUCCCUGAUACCCACAGUGUGGACGAUGACAAGGUCUACUUCUUCUUCAAGGAGACCGCUGUGGAAUCCAGCCAGUGGGACAGGAGGGUCUAUAGCAGGGUGGCACGAGUCUGCAAGGUGAAUGGAUGUACUACAGUACAGACCUGGAAUGACAUUGGAGGGAAGAGAAGUCUGAUUAAUCGUUGGAGUACCUUCCUCAAGGCUCGGCUGGUGUGUUCGGUGUCUGGACCUGGCGGAAUUGACACUCAGUUUGAUGAACUUGAGGACAUAUUCAUGUUGGAGACCAAAGACUCCCAGAACCCCAUCAUCUAUGGAGUGUUCUCGACCUCCAGUUCAGUGUUCAAAGGCUCGGCUGUUUGUGUUUACUCCAUGGCCUCUAUCCGAGCAGCAUUCAACGGUCCCUUCGCCCAUAAGGAAGGCCCUGACCACCGCUGGGUGGAGUUCAAGGGCAGGAUUCCAUAUCCACGACCCGGCACGUGUCCCAGUGAGACAUAUGACCCCCUCCACAAGUCAACGCGUGACUUCCCUGAUGAUCUCGUCAGCUUCAUGAGGGGUCAUCAGCUGAUGUGGGAGCCGAUUCUUCCCGCCACCCGCCAGCCUGUCUUCAUGCAGGUCAACGUGCCACACAUCCUACGAAAGGUGGUAGUGGACAGGGUGGAUGCUGAGGACGGACAGUACGAUGUACUGCACCUGGGCACAGAUAACGGCAAGGUCCUGAAAGUGGUGUCUGUUCCCAAGGACAAUACAGAGACUGAGGAGAUCAUACUGGAGGAGCUGACUGUGUUCCAGAGUCACAUCCCCAUUCUUAGCAUGGAGCUGUCUACCAAACGGCAACAGCUUUAUGUGAGCAGUGAGGAGGGCGUGGUCCAGCUGUCCCUGCAGCGUUGCCAUCUCUAUGGGAAGGGCUGUGUUGACUGCUGCCUGGCCAGGGAUCCCUACUGUGCUUGGGAUGGGCUCACCUGCAGCAGAUACUUCCCCACCAACAAGAGGAGAGCUCGGCGCCAGGACGUGAAGCAUGGGGAUCCAAUGAGCCAGUGCCAUGAUGCUGGAGACGGUAAUGAGUGUUUAGGCGAUGGUUUUGAAUCUUUGGAAGCCAAGUUGGUCUAUGGAGUGGAGAGCAAUGCGACCUUCUUAGAGUGUCUUCCCAGAUUCCAGCAGGCUCCAGUCCAGUGGACAGUACAGCCAUCACAGGCUCACACAAGCAAACCUCUUCAGAGUGAGGGUCGUGUGGUUCUGAUGAAGCAGGGUCUCCUGAUACAGCGACUGGAGUCUGGGGACGAUGGUCUGUACACAUGCAGCCGCCUGGAGCACUCCUUCACCCAGGUCCUGACUCGCUACAACCUCAAGGUCAUUCCCCAGGCGAGCAUGACAGCGUCCCAGGGCCGGGUAGCUGAACCUGGGGCUGGAGCAGCAGGGGUAAGGGGGGGAAAUGGAGGUGCUAUAGGUCACACUCAGAGCCACACCCAGCUCAACAGGAACUAUAAGGACCUUCACAUGAUGGGCAUGGCUAGUGUGAGUGUGGAUGAGUACUGUGAGCAGAUGUGGUAUCGGGAGAAGAAGAAGCAGCAGAAGCUUCGUCAGCUGAAGUGGAAACAGACCCAAACAGACAACCGCAAAGCCAGGGUGCGCCGGCACGACUCCACGGAGGACACCCCACUACAAUGACCUGGGGGGACAGAGACUCCUCCUCUUUCCUGAAGGUUGCAAGGGGGCACUGUAUGGAUUUAACCGUGGUGGAAUUGGACACGCCCUGAAUGCUUGGCCUAGACCAAUCAUAUGCAUUCGGGGAGGCAGGUAGCAUUAGCAGAUUGUAAACACUUGUACAUGACUGAAAUAGCACAUCAAACGUUUUAUUGUUAUCAUUACUAUUGGAAUCACUGACAGGGAAGGGUGAUUGAUUCACAGUUCUGGGAAAGUGUGGAGAAUAACAGGUGAAGGGAAUGUGAGUCGGCCUCAGUCUUUAACAUGCUGACCCUUGCUUUGCAUUGACCAGACAUACAGUAUCAGCUUUAUACUAAUAUUAUUUAAAAAGUUUGUCCAUAGACGUUCAGUAAACUUUUCAUAUAGAUAUCCUCUUCAUUCUGUUUAGAUAGGAUUGUGAUCUAAAUCCCAGACUGGGCAGACCUCAGGACAGGUAGAGUUGUUUGCUGAAGCAAGACUGGACAGGUUGUUCUCAGCCUUGUCGAUUAAAUAUACACUGUCAAGUAUGUUUGCAUUACAGUCACCUGAACAACAGGUGUUCCGGAACUACAAAACUGUUACAGGAAAUGACUAGUACCCAACUGUUACACAACUGAGGAUGUUCACUCCAUGAUUUGUCUUCCUUCCUGGCAUAGUCUUUGAAAGAGUGUUCUAUAUUGACAUCAACAUUUCACUUUUCAUUUACAGCACUUGCAGUAGGUUAUUCUAGCAGUACUACUGCCACGUUCCUAACACGUCACCCUGAAAAUCUGAGUUUAACCCCCAGUCACCUAGAAGACCAUGGUUCAAUUCCCCAGUCAACUAGAAGACCAUGGUUUAAACCCUCAGUCAACUAAAAGACCAGGGUUCAAUCCCCCAGUGAACUAGAAAACCAUGGUUCAAUCUACCAGUCAACUAGAAGACCAUGGUUCAAACCCUUGGUCACCUAGAAGACCAUGGUUCAAUCUCCCAGUCACCUAGAAGACCAUGGUUCAAUCUCCCAGUGAACUAGAAGACCAUGGUUCAAUCCCACAGUCACCUAGAAGACCAUGGUUUAAACCCUCAGUCAACUAGCAGACCAGGGUUCAAUCCCCCAGUCACCUAGAAGAACAUGGUUAAAUUCCCCAGUCGCCUAGAAGACCAUGUUUCAAACCCCCAGUCAACUAGAAGACCAUGGUUCAAUUCCCGAGUCACCUAGAAGACCAGGGUUCAAUCCCCCCAGUGAACUAGAAGACCAUGGUUCAAUCUACCAGUCCAUCUCUCAUAAGCAAACAUUUAAUUCCUGUCUGUGCGACCAUUUGUUACCUGACCAUGGGAUUUUCCUCCCUCCAUUCCAUUUCUCUCCCUCUCUUGGUAUGUCCUUUCUAGAUGUUUGAAAUACAUGGCGUGUCACCCUAGUUGUGUAGUCAGUCUGCCACUACGAGUUAUGUAUUGUGUGAUAAAUCUUCACGGGUUAAAUCAAAGGGUCUCAGCAGGGUCUCUGUUCUUUUUACAGUGAUGUGGUUGGUCCCUUUGAUCUCUAUUGCAUUUGUGUCUUCCAGACCCCUCAGCAACACAUGUUGACACAGAGUAUCAUCCUUACCCUAUCAUCACAACAGUAAAGACCGAAGCUAUAUGUCCACUGGAAUACAACAUCCUAUAAGAUGUUGUUUAUUCAAACACAAACCCGUAGUUUUAGUUUUAAUAAAAUCCUAUAAUGUGUUUACCAUUUUU